Fusarium tjaetaba is the source of this 2112-nucleotide messenger RNA. Its product is annotated as NCP1-NADPH-cytochrome P450 reductase. Gene Ontology annotation, molecular function: flavin adenine dinucleotide binding; NADPH-hemoprotein reductase activity; FMN binding. The record is from RefSeq and is a predicted model, not a curated record. Gene Ontology annotation, cellular component: cytosol. The transcript is spliced from 4 exons. Bases 1 to 2112 code for a protein of 703 amino acids. Lineage: Eukaryota; Fungi; Ascomycota; Sordariomycetes; Hypocreales; Nectriaceae.
AUGGAAACAGAAACGGUUCAUACUCCCAGCGAUGUACCUGCCUUCGAUGCGAUGACGACGGUGUUAACAGCGGUACUCGUCUCAAUAAUCGCUUAUUUCGGCAGCGGGCCCCUCCAAGACCUCCUCUUCCAGACGACGUCUACAAAGACAAAGUCAUUGGGGGCAGACAGCGACGAUGAGUCUGAUGUCUCAAGCGACAAAUGCAUUGUAAAAAGACUAGAAGAGGAGGAAAAGAACUGCGUGGUCCUGUUUGGGUCUCAGAGCGGAAACGCACAGGAAUUCGCCGAGAAGCUUGCUCGCGAAGCCCAUACCCGAUUUUCCCUACGCUCAACAGUCGCCGAGAUCGACGACUACACUUACCAGAACUUACACAAGCUGCCUGAGGACACCAUUGUGUUCCUUAUCCUCGCCUCAUAUGGUGACGGAGAGCCCACGGAUAACGCGGAGCAAUUUUACAACUUCUUGAGUAAUGAGGACGAUGAUGGACCAUUUGACAGACUUCGUGAACAUGGCCUUCAGAAUUUGUCAUACGCCGCGUUUGGGUUAGGAAACAGUAGCUACGCGCACUUCAACGCUGUCAUACGCAAAGUCGAUGAGAAACUACAGCUCUGCGGUGCCAGACGCCUCGGUCCUGUUGGCGAAGCCGAUGACGGCAAGGGAACAAACGCCGAAGACUUUAUCGAGUGGAAGGAUAACAUGUGGCCUCAAGUCAUGGAAGCCUUUGGUCUAGUCGAGCAAGAGGCUGGUGAGCGAGAGCCGGCUUUCGAGGUGGUUGAGAUACCGAACCACCAUGGCCCAAUCUUCCAGGCGGACUACACGGACAGGACCCUCGCACAGCAGGCGCAAGCGGUUACAAGCCACUGUUUUGCACCUAUCUCGGAAGCAAGACUGCUUUCAGAUGCUGGUGGUCGGUCCUACAUACAUGUGGAACUGGACAUCAAGGACACCAAGCUUGACUAUCAGACCGGCGACCAUCUCUCUGUUUCUCCCAUCAAUUCCGACGUCGAAGUUGAGCGCUUCUUGAGGGUAUUCGGGCUGUGGGACAAGCGACACGAGACCAUUCGGGUAAGAUCGCUCUCAGAUGACCUGAACCCUCCAUUCCCGUCGCCCUGUAGCUACGAGUCCGCAGCUCGGUUUUACAUCGACAUCUGCGGACCAGUCUCGCGUGAAGUCGUAUCUACCUUUGCGAACUCCGUUUCGGAUGCUAAGCAGAAGACCAAGCUUCGCCAACUCGGCAAGGAUAAGGAGGCAUUCUUGGCUCUUACAGAGGGAACCUUUUACAACAUUGCUUCCAUGAUGGAAGCUAUCUUUCCUGGUGAGACCGUCAAUGUCCCUUUUGCAGUCAUCAUCGAGGCGAUGCCGAAGCUGCAACCCCGAUACUACUCCAUAUCGUCGUCUUCUGCUCUCGAUGCGAACAAAGUAUCUAUCACUGUUGCUAUUGAGUCAUUUCCGAUUCAAAAAACAAAUCGGCACUUCUCAGGCGUUGCGACGAAAUUUAUCUUGGAUGUUGCUUUCGAAGAAAAUGGGGUCAUGUCCAAGAGUCGAGUGCAGCCGAUAACCUACACGUUGCCCACGAAACGACCUCAUCUACAACCCUCUAUCUCAGCCUUUGUCCGGACUUCGACAUUUCGACUACCGUCUGAUCCGACAAUACCCGUGCUCAUGGUUGGCCCUGGCACCGGUGUUGCACCGUUCCGUGGAUUCGUGAGAGAACGCCUCGCGAUGCAUCGACAAGGCAAAGACUUUGCACCCAUGACGCUAUUGUAUGGUUGCCGUAAGAGGACUGAAGACUUCCUGUACGAGGAAGAGUGGAAGGUAAGCUCCCGUUCAGCUCUGCUGGGCUCCAAGUUCGCUAUGUACACGGCAUUCUCACGAGAGCAGAAGAACAAGGUAUACGUUCAAGAUCUCAUCCUCCAGCAAUCAAAGGCGAUAGCUUCUCUGGUCCAGAACGGUGGGCACGUGUAUGUCUGCGGCGACGUGGGCAUGGGACGAGGGGUGACAGAGACGCUUUGCAAGGUCCUUUCUUCUGAGACCAAUGUGUCUUUGGAUGAUGCACAGCGAAUAUUAUCUGACAUGCGACAUUCGCAUCGAUAUCAGGAAGACGUAUGGUAG